AUGCUUAUAAACUGCAGCAGUGAGAGCUUCCUUCCUUCCUCCAUGUGGGCUGAAGAGGCAGGUGGAGUCUCUGCUAUUUCAAGUUGGUUUCCUGAACAAACAACACAUCCUGUUCGGAGUCUUUCCGUGACAUUCACAGCUCAGAGACUCCUCUGGAUCUUCACAGGACGAGUGAAUAGCUACGGUGACGAUGAAGAUGAUGCCAGCAGCUCCUCUGACAGUGAAGACGAGGUCCUGAAGCAGUUUGAGAUCUCAGUGUCGCGUUCGCAGAGUUUUCGUACCCCGGCAGCUGACGCCGGCGAGCAGACUCAGCUGGCUUUGAGCCGACGCCAUAAAUUCAACCGACUGUCGGACCAGGAGGAGGGCAGCACAGAGCCGUCGGACUGUGAAGAAAUGGAGGCUCAGAACCGGCAAGGUUUCCAGGACCCGCUCUCUGCAGCGGUAGAAGAGAGCGAGAGGGCGUCUGCUGCGCUCGCUGUGGGCAAACCUGAUGGACUUGAGGGGUCAUUGGGCGCCAGGGACAGCCCCACCCCCAGCACGCACCGCCUGGCCGCAGACGGCAGCGAGGACGCCGAAAAUGCCGUAGGUGUCGACAAAAAUGACGCCACAGACAGCUCCUCCACCUGGAGCCCCGAGCAGGAGCAGCCUCCUCUCAACGAGAUCUCGUCCCAGCCGGUCAGCGCUCCCACCCGACCUCCCAUCUCUAAAUGUGGCGACCUGGUCCUCUCUCUGGAGUACCGCCCCGACGCGGAGAAGCUACUCGUCUCCGUGAUCGCGGCCCGGGACAUCCCCGACAAGGCUCGCAGCGGGAUGGACUCCUGGCAGGUGCACAUGGUCCUGCUGCCCUCCAAGAAGCAACGCCACAAGACGUCGGUACAGAAAGGUUCACUGCCGCACUUCAACGAGACAUUUCGCUUCUCGCGCCUGGACCCGUCAGAACUGCACAUGGCGGCUGUCCGGUUCCGGCUGUACGCGCUCGGAGGCAGGAUGUCCCGUGAGCGAAUGAUGGGCGAGAAGCUUCUGCGUUUAGGUGGUCUUGACCCGGACGGAGGGACGAUGGAGACGACGCUGGUUCUGGAGCCUCGCAGUAACCUCAAGAGCGUGGACUCCCAGCUGAGCCUGUCCGCUGUGUCUCAGAGCGACAGCGCCUCGUCCACGCAGUCUCUGACCCACGGUGGCGUCCCCGAGCUGCUGGUGGGUCUCACCUACAGCGCCACCACGGGACGCAUGUCUGUGGAGCUCAUCAAGGGCAGCCACUUCAGAAACUUGGCCAUCAACAGACCCCCAGACACCUACGGGCGACUGACUCUGUUGAACUCGGUCGGUCAGGAGAUGUCUCGGUGUAAGACGUCGGUGCGUCGCGGCCAGCCCAACCCCGUGUACAAGGAGACCUUUGUCUUCCAGGUGGCGCUGUUCCAGCUGUCGGACGUCACGCUGCUGGUCUCCAUCUACAACCGCCGCAGCAUGAAGCGCAAAGAGAUGGUGGGCUGGAUCGCCCUGGGCCAGAACAGCAGCGGCGAAGAGGAGCAGCUCCACUGGCAGGACAUGAAAGAGGGUCGGGGACAGCAGGUCUGCCGCUGGCACGUCCUGCUGGAGGCGUAAACGCCACCAAGAUGUAGGAUUUUUACGUCUAAGGUGAAAGGGAGUUUCAUUUGAGGGAUGGAAAGACGACCUCGACGUGAUCUGCGGACCGGAGAAUGCAUGUGGUUUCAGAGGACACAUCUGUCCACAGCAACCUCACACCUGGCUGGUUAUUUUCUGUCAACAUGUGGAACAAACUCAUCUGCUUUUGGAGGCCGACACAAGUUUAAAAUAUAAUCUUUCUGUUGAAAAAUGAGGAAGAAAAGCCUUCAGCAAAUGACAAAAAGACAUUGAAUUUGGAUUCAGUCAUGCUGUUCAAGUGGCAAUAAAGAAAGUAUUUCUUUGUCAUGAAAAAGCUUUCUAGAGCGUCCGUCGGCCUCCAAGAGGAGCUGAGAAUGUCCUUCACUUUUCAUUGUGAGACGAGGGAGCUGCAGUUCUGUUUUUCUGGUAAAUCGCUGUGUUAGAACGUACACACAGUUUUAGAGGUGUGUUUGUGUGACUUGUUGUUUCUAAAUGUUCUUUUACUUGCUCGCACGUCAGUGGAGAUGCAAACAAAACGGCACUGCAGCACGUUCACUAAUGCAGACAGGAAACACAAACAUGCAGCGUCCUGAAAAUCUAAUAUUGAUCAUUAUUGUCACAUCCUCUCAGAGGUCUCUGUUACAGUUUCUGUCAGCUCCUCGUCCUCCUUCAUCAACGCAUCAGUUUAAAAGUUUUUAGCAACAGAAGACAGGGUACAAAAUUAACAACAUCGUGCAGAACAUUUGGUUGUAACUGCAGUUUAAACUGUUUACUUUAUUUCUGCCUGUGAGCUCUGUGGUGAACCUGAGAGACACAUGAUGGAUUAUAAAGAUUAUUCAGGGCUCAGUCCACACAUUUGUUGUUUACAGCACUGUGGCGUACGCAGUCUCUUCCAAGGAGUGUUACAAUAAUUUCUCACCUGGCAGAGCACAGUCCUUACCACAGCAGCUCAGGUUUGAUUGCUGCAUGUCACUCCUUCCCUCCCUUUCCUGUCUCUGUCUGCAGCUCUCACUGUCCAAUAAUGAAAACAAAACAGAAAUAAAUAAAAAGCACACAUUUGUAUUGUACAAACAUAUAAAAUACACACACACAGUAACUGCUAAGGACAUAUAACCUUUCAUAGAGUAUAAUUUGUUUUAGUGCCUGUAUGUUAAUAGUAUGGAUGCAUCCAAAGUUAUGUUAAAAACAUUUAAACAAUAAUUUAAAGCUUUGAUUUUUUUAAAUGUUAAAUAAGGAAAAUCCCUCUUCCGCUCCCCCUUAAAGGUGGAGUAAGCAAUUCUGGAGAAAUCCCAAUACCAUGACGAAUACCAUGAUACAGAGCGAACAACGACACAGCAAGUAAUGUAACUAACGUCAGCGAGGUUGUGGGUUAGCAAACUGCUGCUACAGUGAAGCUAACAUGCAGAGAGGACGAGAGAGGACAGCAGUACUCACAACUCUCCUGCUACUGUAGCUAACAUCACAACAACAGCAUGCCUUGGUGAACUAGAAAGUGAGCUGACUUUUUAAUUUAUAAAUGGCACAAACUGGAAAUUUCCAUUAAUUAGUUGAAAUACAGCUGCUUUCUACUUAAAUCAGCGGCAUAAAAAUAAAGCUGAUACAGUGACCAUGAAUACAGUUUUGGUUUUGCUGCU
Micropterus salmoides (largemouth bass) is the source of this 3236-nucleotide messenger RNA. Its product is annotated as synaptotagmin-16-like. NCBI's taxonomy places the organism in Eukaryota, Metazoa, Chordata, Actinopteri, Centrarchiformes, Centrarchidae. The transcript is spliced from 7 exons. The record is from RefSeq and is a predicted model, not a curated record. The coding region runs from base 1 to 1602 and encodes 533 amino acids.